GAGGGAAGUUCAAGCUUCAGGUCGUCAGUGGGAAAGUAUUAUAUAAGCGGCACGUUAAUGCCGGUUGUCCGUCCUUCUCUUCCUAUUUGCCGCGCUUGCAGGAAUGGCUCACUCGUUGUCUCCAGAAUGUACGCCAUUGAAGCACGAGUAUGAUGCGUGCUUCAAUACUUGGUUUGAGGGCUACCUCGAACCGGCUAUUUCGAAUGCCAAUACCAAGGGACAUCCACAAGGUCAAAGAAUCGAGUACUCAAAGCAAAAGAAGGAAGAGUACGACCGCAAAUGUGGGAGUAUCUGGGCGAGGUACAAAGAUUGCGUGCAGAAAGCUGUUACAGAGAAAGGUUUGGGCGAGUUACUUGGCCAAGCACGGCAAGAGAACCCGCUUCGCGAACCUCCG
Messenger RNA from Suillus paluster, 394 nucleotides. Its product is annotated as mitochondrial distribution/morphology family 35/apoptosis. The record is from RefSeq and is a predicted model, not a curated record. The transcript is spliced from 2 exons. The annotation marks the transcript as partial. Lineage: Eukaryota; Fungi; Basidiomycota; Agaricomycetes; Boletales; Suillaceae.